AUGGAAAAUAAUUUUGAAAACAAUAAAGUCAACACAGACUUGGAAAAAGAAGAGUAUAAUUUUAAUUUUAAUUUUAUAAACGAACCAUGGGAUGACCGUUCAAAAAGAAGUAAAAUUGGAAUAGUUUCAUUGCUCGUUACCAUAUUUAUAUCUACGAUGGCUCUUGUUAUUAAUAACUUAGUUAUGCAUUAUAGAGGAUUUGAUUCAGAGAUAUUCUAUAGUAAUGUUGAAAUAGAUUGUAAUUUGGUUAAAGUAGACGACUACCCGUAUGCUGCACGAAUUCAUUCGGUCUCGUCAAAUGAAGUGAUAUGUAUAGGCGCAGUCGUAUCUUCUUCUUCGAUAUUAGCAAAUGAAUUAUGCAUAAAAUCAGGUCCUAUUCGGUUACGUCUGGGAAACCCUAAUCAGCCCAGAUGUAAAAAAGGCUUUUCUGUUGACACCGUGGAUCCUAUUCCUCAUGAAGGCGUGAUUACAAAAAGUUUGGUACUUUUAAGCAGUUUUGAAAAUAUGAGAGAUUGUAUCAAAAAAAUUAAAAUUAGUGGUAAAGUAGAUUUGAAGAGACAGUUUUAUAUAAUUGGAAGACCCUUUCGCGGCGAAAGAACAUUACCAUUACAAAUUGCUAGAUCCAUUGCAGAUAAUUACACCAAUGGUGAAUAUUUACUAAAUUUUAACAAGAACAAAACAAUAUGCGUGCAAACUAUUGGGAAAUGUCCAGUACGAGCUGGAGACUUACUCAUACAGAAGGGUCGAUUACUAGGUUUAGCGUCUACUAGCGUACAUAGAAGAGAAAAAACGAACAUUGCAUGUUUUGCUGACUUGAGUAUUGUUAAUAAUGAAUUAAAGGCAUUCGAAGUGGAGGUUGACAGUAAAUAAUCUCAAAUGGUUUGAA
Molecule: messenger RNA, 886 nt
Organism: Vanessa atalanta (red admiral)
Lineage: Eukaryota; Metazoa; Arthropoda; Insecta; Lepidoptera; Nymphalidae
Exons: 2
Coding region: 1-870 (289 amino acids)
Source: RefSeq, a predicted model, not a curated record